Actinia tenebrosa (Australian red waratah sea anemone) is the source of this 783-nucleotide messenger RNA. Its product is annotated as melanocortin receptor 3-like. Lineage: Eukaryota; Metazoa; Cnidaria; Anthozoa; Actiniaria; Actiniidae. The record is from RefSeq and is a predicted model, not a curated record.
AUGGUGCUAGCUUUAACCACGGUUUUUGGCAACGCAGUUGUGAUCKUGGCCAUCAUCAGRACACCUUCUCUUCACAGUCCUUCCAAUAUUCUCCUAUGCAAUCUUGCCUUUUCGGAUCUGGGUGUUGGCCUUGCUCUCCAACCACUUUUUAUCACCUAUAUCAUARAUGAAAAACAUCGASAUAAUCUAACUGACAUUUUUGGUACCUUUAGUAUUUUUUUCACCGCACCUUCGAUUAUUACGAUGACUUGYAUUGCCUUGGAUCGCUGCCUUGCACUUUAUCUUCACAUGAGGUACCUUGCUGUCGUAACGACCAGACGAAUGGUUGCAAUUGUCAUAGUGAUGUGGRUGUGUGACACCCUCUCUCUGGGGAUAUUCUACAAAGGAGACAUGCAAAUGGUGAGUGCAAUUGUGGUGGUAUGUUCCAUCAUAAAUUGUACUAUUACCAUAGUUUGUUAUUUUAACAUUUACCGCACCGUAGGACGACAUAAGAGACAAAUCGCUGAUCAGAUGCGAUCGAUGAAUAUCCCGAUUGUCAGACAAGGCAGGACCAUCACCACAAUGUUUUACAUUCAUGGGCUGUUCAUCUUAUGUCUCAUACCAUUCGUUAUCACACUUGCCUAUCACAUAGCUACUCGGCAGAACAAGGAAGUCUUUAAUUCUAUUCCAAUAUUUUGUACUGCAACACUAGUUUUUUUAAGCUCUGCUAUCAAUCCAUAUUUAUACUGCCAUCAUUACCAAACAAUUCGCACAAAGCGUUGUUCUUCCGGAACAAAUUGUUAA